CCGAGGCGGUCACCGAGGAACGCGGUUUCCCUCACGGCCCCGAGCCCCGUCUGCCUUCCCUCUUGCCCGGGACAGCUGCUCCAUAGGGCGGGACGGUUUCCCCGGCUGGGACGGCUUCCCCGGGCCCCGUCAGCUUUUCCACAGCCUGGGCUCGGCCGGUAUUUCCCCGCCCCGGCCCUCCCUAGCGUUGAGGCGGGCGGAAGGAGCGGCGGCCGGAGCGGCUCCUCCUUCUCCUUCUCCUCCUCCCAUCUUGCCACCCCUUCCUAGAGCGACCGAGCUGUCAGGAGGGGCGGCGGCUGCGGCUCCUGAGGAUCCUCGCUCUUUGCAAUGAAUUAUCCUGGCUACCCCCCAGCAGGUGGAUAUCCCCCAGCAGCCCCAGGUGGCAAUCCUUGGGGUGGUGCUGCCUAUCCACCCUCAAAUCCACCUUCAAAUCCACCUCCAAUUGGUCUGGAAAAUGUGGCUGGCUAUGCCAGUCAGUUCAAUCCCAACCAGAUGGCUGGAAUGGCAUCCAACCUGGCAGGGACCUUUGGAGGGACAAAUGCACCACAAGGCAUGUAUCCUUCAACACCUGGGGGUUAUCCUCCAAUCCCUCCAGGUGGCUUUGGGCAACCUCCACCAGGACAACAGCCCUCUUAUGGAGGAUAUCUUCCACCUGGAGGAAAUCCACCAUCAGGAAUGCCAGCUUACUCAGGAUAUGGAGGCAGCCCUGUGCCAGGCCAGCCCACCCCACUGCCUGGUCAGCAGCCUAUGGGCUAUGCAGGACAACCACCAGCACCUUUCCCAGGGCAGCAGCCUCUGCCAAGUUUUCCACCAGGCCCAGCUGUGAAUCCAUCUGUGCCCCCUUACUCAGGACCUACAGGGCCUACAGUCCCUCCUGUAACACAUGGCAACCGAGGCACAAUCACAGAUGCACCAGGAUUUGACCCUCUGAAGGAUGCAGAAGUCUUAAGGAAGGCCAUGAAGGGAUUUGGAACUGACGAGCAGGCGAUUAUCGACUGCCUGGGGAGCCGCUCAAACAAACAAAGGCAACAGAUCCUCCUCUCCUUCAAAACAGCUUAUGGAAAGGAUUUGAUCAAGGAUCUCAAGUCUGAGCUGUCAGGUAACUUUGAGAAGACUAUCUUAGCAAUGAUGAAGACACCUGUCAUGUUUGAUGCUUAUGAAAUCAAGGAAGCUAUAAAGGGCAUUGGAACUGAUGAAAAUUGCCUCAUUGAAAUCUUAGCUUCUCGCAGUAAUGAGCAUAUUCAGGAACUCAACAGGGUCUAUAAAACAGAAUUUAAGAAAACUCUGGAGGAAGCAAUAAAAAGUGACACAUCUGGACACUUCCAGAGGCUUUUAAUUUCACUUGCUCAGGGCAACAGAGAUGAAAGUAAUAAUGUUGACAUGGCUCUUGUCCAAAAAGAUGUGCAGGACCUUUAUGCAGCUGGAGAGAACCGUUUGGGAACUGAUGAAUCCAAAUUCAAUGCCAUUCUGUGUGCAAGGAGCAGGGCUCACCUCACAGCAGUCUUCAGUGAGUACCAGAGGAUGUGCAACCGGGACAUAGAGAAAAGCAUUUGCCGGGAAAUGUCUGGAGACCUGGAAAAGGGCAUGCUGGCAGUGGUUAAGUGCCUCAAGAAUACACCGGCCUUUUUUGCAGAGAGAUUGCAGAAGGCAAUGAAGGGGGCAGGAACAAAAGACAGAACUCUGAUCAGAAUCAUGGUGUCCCGCAGUGAGGUUGACCUCCUGGACAUACGUGCAGAGUACAAGAGGAUGUAUGGCAGAUCCCUCUACUCAGAUAUCACUGAUGACACUUCAGGAGACUACAGGAAAAUCCUACUCAAAUUGUGUGGUGGAAAUGACUAAAUGGAGCAUUGAGCUUUUCUUUAGAAAGCUGCUAUUUUCAUGGUUUUUCUUUAAAGCUUCUUUUUAUUUUUUAUUUUUUCCUCCAAAAGUAAAUACAUAAUGACCUGUUUCUCCUAAAGCAAUUAAAUUUUUUAAAGAUAGUCUUGCAUGUAUCUUCCCUUCAGGUCAAAAAUAGUAGGUAAUAAAUGCCCCAAAAUUGGAAAUGUCAAGCUCAUGUGCCAUCUGCUGAGGAUUUUGUAUUGUAUUCUUAGAAAUCCAUGAAUGACAGGUCAUUAUUUUUCUUCUGCUUAUCUUAUGCUGUUAUAAUAUGUUUGGUUUAUGGAACAAAAAUCACAGUUGUUGAUUAAAGGCUUUAUUUUGUGUAAACAUUAUGGGCCAUUUUAAAUCAAGUUUUAUGUAUGUUGUGUGCAGAGUUGGUAGCAAACUCCAUGGUAUGUGGAGAGAAGAGCCCUGAGUUUUCAUGUCUAGUUAAGACUGUUCUCAGGGAGCUUUGACAAGUUCUGUUUCCUUUCCUUGGUUGUUCUGAAGGAAGAUAGGUUCCACAUUUCAUUCUCACCAGGGUGACUGUCACAAGGCAGUGCUUGAGUGAAGAUUCUAUAGUUAUGGAUUGUGCCUUAAAUAGAUGUAUCUAAGAAGAAAGUAUGAAAUUAAAGCUGUUUAUCUUGUAA
Messenger RNA from Calypte anna (Anna's hummingbird), 2507 nucleotides. It is a transcript of the gene ANXA11, whose product is annotated as annexin A11. Gene Ontology annotation, biological process: phagocytosis; cytokinetic process. The record is from RefSeq and is a predicted model, not a curated record. Gene Ontology annotation, molecular function: calcium ion binding; calcium-dependent phospholipid binding. NCBI's taxonomy places the organism in Eukaryota, Metazoa, Chordata, Aves, Apodiformes, Trochilidae. The coding region runs from base 328 to 1839 and encodes 503 amino acids. Gene Ontology annotation, cellular component: cytoplasm. The transcript is spliced from 15 exons.